AGCUAUGUUGACUACAUACAAAUUCUGGCAUUUGAUUUUCAUGGACCAUGGAGUGACGUCACAAGCUUCUCCUCGCCACUUUUUUCCCGUGCAUCUAAUCCAAGAUUCAAUCAACAGCUUAGCCAGGCAUGGGCUGUCGAUAGGUGGAUUUCAGGAGGGGCUCCGCGCAUCAAGUUGAUCCUUGGUUUAACCGGAGCCGCUACGUCAUUUACUCUGGCAAACAGAACCGCGACUGAUGUAGGAUCCCCUGUGAAAGGUGCUGGGAAGGCAGGACCGUUCAUGGGUCGUGAAGGACGCGUGACUUAUUAUCGGGUAUGUGAGAUGAUAAGGAACGGUGCGAUACAGCGAUGGGACGAUGAACAGAAGAUGGCAUAUGCUUACAUGGAAGACCAGUGGGUGGGGUAUGGCAACCCAAAAAGUAUGAAAGAAAAGGUGAAAUUUGCAUACAGUCGCAAUAUUGCUGGAGUUAUGUUUUGGUCUAUGGAUCAAGACGAUUUUACGGGACACUACUGCAACGCUGGAAAAUUUCCACUUCUUACCGCUAUCUAUAACGCAGUAAAAGAACUGACACUGAAAGACAAUCACGUUGUUGGUGACGUCAGUACGAGCACUACACAUGCCACAACACCGAACGAUUCUCCUUUUCAUCACCAAACAAAUAAAAAUGGAAUCGUUUCAAAUUCAGCAUGUGAACUGAAGAACUUCUGCUAUUUCACCAACUGGUCGAACAAACUAGCGUCAUUUGAUGCCAGAUUUGAAAUCAGGGACAUUUUUUGUUACUCUGUGUACACACCUUAUUUACGCUUUUGCCAACAUCGAUGGAACCAAUAUGAAACUUAUACCAUCUGAAAAUGACGAUGACAACGGUCAACUCGUAAAUACGAAAGGAAGAUAUUUCGAUUUUAACUGAAAAUAGAACAUCGGAACUUAGUGACACUGUUGUCUAUAGGCGGUGCUUCGGCCAGACAUGGCGGAUUUAUACAAGUCGUUAAUUCGCCACAAACGAUGAAGUUGUUCUCCAGGAAUGUCGCGAUAUAUCUGAGGGAUCGCGAUUUCGACGGUAUCGAUGUUGAUUGGGAAUGGCCAAACGAUAUAUAUCGAAACAAAUAUUCAACAUUGCUAAAGAUAAUGAGGGAUGAGUUCGACAAAGAAUCUGUAAGAACUAAUAAACCACGUCUGUUGAUUUCCAUCGCCGUCGGCGUCGGGGAACAAAUAAUAACUGACUCAUAUAACAUUUCAGAAAUUUCAAGGUAUGUUGACUACAUACAAAUUAUGGCAUAUGAUUUUUAUGGACCAUGGAGUGACAUCACAAGCUUCUCCUCACCACUCUUUUCCCGUGCAUCUAAUCCAAGAUUCAAUCAACAGCGUAGCCAGGCAUGGGCUGUUGAUAGGUGGAUAUCAGGAGGGGCUCCACGCAACAAGUUGAUUCUAGGUUUGACCGGGACUGCCACAACAUUUACUCUUGCAAACAGAACUGCAACUGGUGUAGGAUCCCCAGUGCUGGGUCCAGGCAGAGCUGGACCGUACCUGGUCCGUCGUGGACACGCACCUUAUUAUCGGGUAUGUGAGAUGAUAAGUCACGGUGCAAAACAUCACUGGGAUGAUGAACAGAAGAUGGCAUAUGCCUACAUGGAAGACCAGUGGGUUGGGUACGGUAACCAGAAAAGUAUGAAAGAAAAGGUGAGGUUUGCCUACAAUCAUGUUAUCGCCGGCGUCAUGUUUUGGUCUAUGGAUCAAGACGAUUUUCUGGGACAUUACUGCAACACUGGAAAAUUUCCUCUUCUAACCGCUAUUUACAAUGCAAUAGAAGAACUAACGCCAAAAGAUAAUCACGUGGUUGGUGACGUCAGCACAAGCACUAUGCAAUACAGACCAUCGAAAGAUGUUCCUUAUGGCAUAGUUAUCGGAUAAUGAACAAUAAACAUGAUUUUACUUAAAUUUAACUUUUAAUUAAAUUUCCAAAGAUCUUGAACAAGGAUACGUUUUAUCUGAGGCAUGCUUAUAAACGAACCUUCAAUAUCCGCUCUGUCAAUCUCGUAUUCAGUACG
Molecule: messenger RNA, 2048 nt
Organism: Mercenaria mercenaria
Lineage: Eukaryota; Metazoa; Mollusca; Bivalvia; Venerida; Veneridae
Product: acidic mammalian chitinase-like
Exons: 9
Coding region: 1006-1911 (301 amino acids)
Biological process (GO): chitin catabolic process; carbohydrate metabolic process
Cellular component (GO): extracellular region
Molecular function (GO): chitinase activity; chitin binding
Source: RefSeq, a predicted model, not a curated record